AUGAAAAGCGAGACACAUCAUCUCUACUGUUGUAAUUUUUUUUGGCAUAUUGUAGAUAUUCUAACUUUGGACAAUCUAGCUGAAGUUAAACCGAAGAAACACACAAAGAGCAAGCCAAAAGAACACAAGGCCAAAAAAAUCAAAGUUGAGAAGGAUCAUGAUAUGCUUGAGAAUCCGCCGAGUUCUUUUUCUCUCUUAUGGGAUAAGUUUGGCAAAAAUUUUAAAGAAGUAGAUCAAAAUUCUGGUGUUAAUAAAAUGGCUAUUAAAGCAUGGAACUCCAUGAGUAAUGAAGAUAAACAACAUUAUUUGGAUAAAGCAGCUAAGCGCAAGGCAAAACAUGAGAAACUUAAGAAAAAAGGACAAAAAGUUGAAUACUGUAAAAGGAUGCAAGAUUUGAUGAAGAAAGAGAAGGAAAAUAAAUUUGUAGAGUGUCAACAACUUGGAACAAAAAGAAUCAAGCAGAAAACAAAAUUGAAGGCUGAUAAUAUGGUUGGAUGAAUAGGAAUAGUGCACUGGGAUAUUUUAUAGAGUACAUGUUACAUUGGAUGAAAACUUGUAAUCAUUUUAGUAUGACAUUCAAAUUUUGUUGCAUAGUUCUAAUUGUGUUGCAUAUUUCAUUUUCAUUAUGCAAGAAUAAGAACAGUGAAGGGGGAAAUUGUAGAGUAUGUAAUUCAAACUUGUUAUUAAAACUUGUAUCUAAUAUUGGUUAAUUCAAA
This is a messenger RNA of Medicago truncatula (barrel medic), 716 nucleotides long. RefSeq names its product high mobility group protein B3. Gene Ontology annotation, biological process: polar nucleus fusion. The record is from RefSeq and is a predicted model, not a curated record. Lineage: Eukaryota; Viridiplantae; Streptophyta; Magnoliopsida; Fabales; Fabaceae. Gene Ontology annotation, molecular function: DNA binding. The transcript is spliced from 5 exons. Gene Ontology annotation, cellular component: nucleus. The coding region runs from base 1 to 498 and encodes 165 amino acids.